AUGACAUUAUCUUUGAAUGAUAUCUUGAAUAAAAGAAAGAGGGUGGAGAAAGUUCAAUUCCUAUCUAAAGCAAAACGUCAGCAGCUAAAGCUAGAAAAGGAGCAUCAACAAAAACAAAAUGAAAAGAUUCUUCCCAUUGCAAAGAAGAAGACAGUAGCAAAAGAUUCAGACUCCCUGCCUUCUGUUCCAGCAGAUUCAAACGCUAUACCUAAUCAUAACCGUAAUGGAUCUGUUAAAGCUAAGAAGGGUGAUGCAAAAUUUCAGUUUCAAUGGAAUCAAGAAGAAGACACAUCACUUGACUAUCAACCUUUGAUCACUGUUAACGAUGGUGUUGAUCAGAGAAAUAUUGAAAAGGAUACCCAUUGGCGAAGAAAGUCAAUAUCUGAAAUGACACUGAGAGAUUGGCGAAUACUUAAAGAGGAUUUUAAUAUUUCAUCAAAAGGUGGUGAUAUUCCUAACCCGUUGAGGUUUUGGGGUGAAAGUAACAUCAAGAAAGAGAUUCUUGAUAUUGUCCACAGUCUAGGCUUUGAUGAACCAACUCCCAUUCAGAGAGCCUCCAUACCACUGGCUCUGGCCUCCAGAGAUUUAAUUGGUAUAGCCAAGACUGGUUCGGGUAAAACUUUGGCCUAUAUUAUUCCGGCUUUGAAUUAUCUUCUCCAACUUCCCCACCUUGAAAGUGGAGAUCAAAUCCCCCAAGUCCUUAUAUUGGUGCCCACGAGGGAGUUAGCACUUCAAGUUGAAAAGGAGUUUAAAAAAUUCACUGUUAAACUCGACCUGAACAUUAUCAGUUUGAUUGGUGGUCACUCUAUAGAAGAAAAUGUCAACAGCAUUAGCCGUGGAUGUGAAAUUGUGGUCGCAACUCCGGGAAGAUUACUUGACUGUUAUGAAAGAAAAAUGAUCUCAUUGGCGGAAUGCUACUACGUAGUAUUAGAUGAGGCAGAUAGAAUGAUUGACAUGGGAUUUGAAGUUCAAGUGCUAAAAAUAUUGAAACUUUUACCCACUGAUCAGAAUCGUUUCACGUCUAGACCACGCAAUACAUUUAUGUUUACAGCUACAAUGUCAACAGCAAUUCAGAAAAUUACCAAAAAUUACUUGAACCAACCAGGAACGCUUACAGUCGGGGAGCUUGGCACAGUUGUUGACACAGUGACACAAGAAGUACGUUAUUUCCCUAAUGAGAAUGCUAAAUUAAAUCAUUUGUUUAGUAUAUUGCCCAGCUUUAGACCUCCCAUUAUCAUAUUUGUUAACUAUAAGAAGACCUGUGAGUUUUUGCAGAAUCAACUCUCUAAGAAUACUGCCCUUUCAUCCACAGUCAUUCAUGGAUCUAAGAAUCAAGAUCAACGUGAGUUGGCAAUCCAAAAUCUUCGGUCAGGGAAGAUAGAUGUUCUGAUUGCCACAGAUUUAGCUGGUCGGGGAAUUGAUAUUCCCAACGUAUCUUUGGUAGUCAAUUUUCAAAUGGCAAAUGGGUUGGAUAGCUACACACAUAGAAUUGGAAGAACUGGAAGGGCUGGUAAUAGAGGUUAUAGCAUAACUUAUCUGGGACCAGAGGAUUCCGAAAUAUUCUCUGAAUUUAGAAAGCUUCUGGUAAAAUCCGGAAGCAAAAUCCCAGCUGAGCUUCGUCAACACGAUAUGAACGAGAAGAGAAACAUGAGAAAUAUAGAAUUAUAA
Messenger RNA from Komagataella phaffii GS115, 1668 nucleotides. RefSeq names its product RNA helicase in the DEAD-box family, involved in RNA isomerization at the 5' splice site. The record is from RefSeq and is a predicted model, not a curated record. Lineage: Eukaryota; Fungi; Ascomycota; Pichiomycetes; Pichiales; Pichiaceae. Bases 1 to 1668 code for a protein of 555 amino acids. The transcript has a single exon. Gene Ontology annotation, molecular function: nucleic acid binding; RNA helicase activity; ATP binding.